Naegleria gruberi is the source of this 1002-nucleotide messenger RNA. RefSeq lists its product as uncharacterized. The transcript has a single exon. The coding region runs from base 1 to 1002 and encodes 333 amino acids. Lineage: Eukaryota; Heterolobosea; Eutetramitea; Acrasida; Naegleriidae. The record is from RefSeq and is a predicted model, not a curated record.
AUGGAACUCCACAACCGGGAACAAGUAGAACAUUUAAUUCAUCUCGCCAAAAGUGAUGAAUCUUUUCUCUCCUUCAAAGAAUUGAAACAAUUAAAAUCAACACUAAUCAUCACAGCUGAUUCAGGAGAACCUUCUCAUUUCAUGAAAACAAUUAGAGAGAAGUUGUGUUCGUUUGUGAGAGCUCCGAUCUAUUUGGAACAACAAAUUAGCCUUCUUGAUCCGAAUGUUUCAAUUCCGUGGCUUGAGACAGUGAGUGAGAAAGAUUUGAUAUUUAAAGCAGUGGAUUUGAUUGCUCAAACAGAUUUAUGUAGUUGCAGACCUGGAGUGAUAAAGUCCUUGCUGAGAAAUUAUGAUCUAUUGGUAUUUACUCUUUAUGCUGGAACAGGUACAAGAAUGUGGGAUCAGGAGACUUUAUCAAUUUUCCAUCAAUUGAUUGAUUCAAAUCAAAUUGCUGUACUGUUUUUGAGAGGAAGUGAACAAGCAAUGCCCUUUAAACUUGGAUAUUCUUUGGGACGAACAGAUGGAUUUAUAGAAUUUAUUACUGGUGAUAUUGCAUUAAAGGUUGACAAAAUCAAACAAAUUAACCAAAAAAGUUUGGAGGUUUUGAUCAAUAGACAAAAAAUGAAUUUGAAAGAUAACAUUCAAGAAAGUAGUCCAACAGAAACAAUACUUACACCAAAUUGUAUUUAUUUGUCUGAUACAUAUAUGUGUGGAGUUGUGGUUACAACAUUGACAAGAAAAGAUGAUUGGCACUUUUUAGCUGAAAGUUCAGACUAUCAAGGUAAAGAUAGAGUUUCAUGGUUAGUUCACAAAAACAAUAAGGUCAUGUUUACUCCUUGGUAUGGUUUUUCGCAUGGCAAUAAUUCUCAAUAUGAUAUCACCUUUUAUUCCCUAAAGUUUCUACUGUUUGAAUAUUUGAGAAAAAGUGGAGAAACCUUUGUUAGCAAUUUGGCUUUAAAACAGAUUAAUAAUCAACUUUCAGAUAUGGAAAUUAUUUUUUGA